AUGGCUGGUGGCGCUCCAAAUUGGCUCCAUGUGGAAACGGAGGAUGAAAGUCCGCGUCUGACAACUUUGUCAAGUUGCAUGGCGCUCAGCGACGUCCAGUGCGAUGGCUACAUCCGACUACUGGCAGCCGACAUUUCGCUGGAGGACGAGGCGCACGAGCCGAGCGCCACCCUUAAGGUAUUUCGAGGACUAAAACUGAAGCAGGAGCAGCCACUUCCGGGCAUACCGACUGCCAUUGAGAGCCUCUACAUCGACGAAACAGAACCAAAGACGCCGGUCAUUGCUGUGGCCAUUGCCGAGUCCGUGCUGUUCUACCGACACCUGAAGCCCUAUUUCAAGUACACCAUUCCCGCCCUUGAUUCCGAUGAUCUGGAGCUGGAGGUCUGGCGCAAGCUGCCCGUCGUUAAGGCCGACACCCACGACGCCCUGCUGGAGUCGCUCAAGGGCAUCGACCACGCCAAACUCUCGAGGAAAUCUCAGCGCCUGCUGCAACUGACUGAGGCCGAACGUGCUCCAUUCAUUAACACGCAUAGGGACUCGCCUGUGGGGCGGGUGGGCAGCAUAGUAAUCAUGUGCUGCAUAAAACGCGUCUCCAGCGAUGCCAAUCCCCCUUCCCACCUAGUGCUGGCCACGGACACUGGCCACAUAUUCAUACUGGAACCCCAGGGCUUCAACCUGGUGUACCAGGGGCGGACCUGCAGCUAUCAGACGGCUGUUCCCAGCUUGCUCUCCGUCCAGGGCACCUAUGAAACGGACUUUUGCAUUGUGGUGGCUACCCGGAAUGGCGGUGUCUAUCUGCUGCGAAAGUCCAACAGCGAGGGACAGGAGAUCUUCAAGCUGAGCACACCGCUGACGGGUCUGCUGCUGCUGCCCAUUGAUCAAACGAUACUUGCCUCGACCAUGGACAACCGCUACCAGUGCUACUCGAAGCGGGGCAAGCUGCUUUACCAGGUGCAGCUGGACUCCUUGCCGGUCUGCAUCCUGCCACUGACCAUGACACAUCUGGGCAUCACUCUGGUGGCCGUUGCUCUGAAGGGAGGCGCCGUCAAGUUUUUUCUCCAGCGGUAUCAGGUGGACGAGUUCGUCCUGGAGGAGACGGUGGAUGCCAUGCUGUACGGGCGCAUGGGCAUGGAGGAUCACGUGCUGACUCUCGUUACGCAGUCGGGCCAGAUGAUUGUCAAGAUAUUGCGCCGCGUUUCGCGCUUUGAGCCUAAAGCGGAGGCCUUGGCAGGCAGACGGUUGGGGGCUAGUGACCAAAAACUCACUGAUGGCUCCACGAUAUUGGAUAAGCCCAAAAAGAGCUCCAUAUUUGUGGAGCAGGCGGCCCGGGAGAAGCAGCAGGCGAAAGCAACCUAUGGCAGCUUUCAGGUGGAGCUCUGGCGGCUGCGGCACACGGCAGCCCGUGCCACCAUCGACGCUAUCAACUCGUCGGAGAGCACGAUAUCCGGCGAUCUGACCCAUGCUCCCGUCAAGCUUUCGGCGGAGGUUUGCGGCAGUGGGCCUGCCUUUCGACUCUACCUCACCGUGCAGAACCUUUCGACGUUCAAGAUGGCCUCCAAUCUGAUGAUUCUGCUCCACGCGGAUCGACGCCACUACACCAUACAACAGACCCUGGCCAGGCUGCCGAGUGUUUUGCCGGGCAUCCCCUUGCGCGUUGACUUCGAAGUGGUGGCUUUGCUGGAUCCUCUGGACAAACUCCCACCCGCCAGCCUCACCCUGGACAACUCCCUCAUCCGCGUCAUGCUAAUGAAGGCUGGCCAGGCCAAGCCCCUCAUUGCAGCCGCCGUGACCAUGCCCCAGUCGGAGGCGGCCUUCUAA
Messenger RNA from Drosophila persimilis, 1818 nucleotides. RefSeq names its product Bardet-Biedl syndrome 1 protein homolog (gene BBS1). Gene Ontology annotation, molecular function: patched binding; smoothened binding. The coding region runs from base 1 to 1818 and encodes 605 amino acids. Gene Ontology annotation, cellular component: axoneme; centrosome; BBSome. Gene Ontology annotation, biological process: non-motile cilium assembly; protein localization to cilium. The transcript has 4 exons. NCBI's taxonomy places the organism in Eukaryota, Metazoa, Arthropoda, Insecta, Diptera, Drosophilidae. The record is from RefSeq and is a predicted model, not a curated record.